UUCAUACUUAGCAUAAUGGUUAAAUUAUUUAAAAUUUCUCUCAAAAUUUCCAUAAUCUGUAUAAUAUUUUCCCUAAAUAACCUAACUGAGGCCUUGCGUUACAAUCAUCAAGGGACGGGAGAUGAAAAUUGUGAAACCAUUAAAUCGGAGAUACAUUUAAUCAAGGAGGAAUUCGAUGAGUUGGGACGUAUGCAACGUACCUGUAAUGCCGAUGUUAUAGUCAACAAGUGUGAGGGUUUGUGCAACAGUCAAGUGCAGCCUUCGGUUAUAACGCCCACGGGGUUUCUGAAAGAGUGCUAUUGCUGUCGCGAAAGUUUUCUGAAGGAAAAAAUCAUUACUCUUUCUCAUUGUUACGAUCCUGAUGGCACCCGUUUGAAUUCUCAAGACAUGGCCACUAUGGAUAUUCGUUUGCGUGAGCCCACCGACUGCAAGUGCUUCAAAUGUGGUGAUUUUACUAGAUAAAUUAU
Messenger RNA from Calliphora vicina (urban bluebottle blowfly), 467 nucleotides. RefSeq names its product Partner of Bursicon (gene Pburs). NCBI's taxonomy places the organism in Eukaryota, Metazoa, Arthropoda, Insecta, Diptera, Calliphoridae. Gene Ontology annotation, cellular component: extracellular region; bursicon neuropeptide hormone complex. Bases 16 to 462 code for a protein of 148 amino acids. The record is from RefSeq and is a predicted model, not a curated record. The transcript has 2 exons. Gene Ontology annotation, biological process: G protein-coupled receptor signaling pathway. Gene Ontology annotation, molecular function: neuropeptide hormone activity; G protein-coupled receptor binding.